CCCCGUUCCCCUCCACCAAAUCCUCCCCCGAUCCAACCAAAUCCCCCACCGUGCUCGCCGCCCAAUGCCGCCGCGGGCCGCCUAGGGUUCCGGCGGCCGCCGCCCCCUCGCCGGCGCGAUGGGGAACACCUGCGUCGGGCCCAGCGCGCCCUCGGAGCGCCACAGCUUCUUCAACUCCGUCUCCCUCGCCGUGCUCUGGCGCCCCGCCGCCGCCGCCCACGCCGAGCCAUCCCCGACCCCGGAGCCCACCCCCUCCACUUCCUCCUCGACCUCCUCCAGGGCCCCUGAUCCCGUCACCAUCCCCGACUCCGAGCACUCGCCCCACUCCUCCGCCGCGCCCAACCCGAACGGCAAGCCCAAGCCCAAGCCCAAGGUGAAGCGCGUGCAGAGCGCCGGCCUCCUCGUCGGCUCCGUCCUGAAGCGCGACUCUGAGCGGCUCAAGGACCUCUACACCCUGGGCAAGAAGCUCGGGCAGGGGCAGUUCGGCACCACCUAUCAGUGCGUCGAGAAGGCCACGGGGAAGCAGUUCGCCUGCAAGUCCAUCGCCAAGCGGAAGCUCGUGACGGAUGAGGACGUCGAGGACGUGCGCCGCGAGAUCCAGAUCAUGCACCACCUCUCCGGCCACCCCAACGUCGUCUCCAUCGUGGGCGCCUACGAGGACGCAGUCGCCGUGCACCUCGUCAUGGAGCUGUGCGCGGGAGGGGAGCUGUUCGAUAGGAUCAUACAGCGGGGGCACUACUCUGAGAAAGCCGCCGCGCAGCUGGCACGGGUGAUCAUUGGGGUUGUGGAAGCAUGCCAUUCCCUCGGGGUGAUGCACAGAGACCUCAAGCCGGAGAAUUUCUUGUUUGUGAACCAAAAGGAGGAUGCGCCGUUGAAGGCUAUCGAUUUCGGGCUUUCCAUCUUCUUCAAACCAGAUGAAAUAUUUUCGGAUGUCGUUGGAAGUCCUUACUAUGUUGCCCCUGAGGUUCUGAUGAAAGACUAUGGCUGCAAGGUGGAUGUGUGGAGCGCCGGUGUAAUAAUUUAUAUCUUGUUGAGUGGGGUUCCUCCAUUUUGGGAUGAAUCUGAACAAGGAAUAUUUGAACAAGUUCUGAAAGGUGAACUUGAUUUUUCAGCUGAUCCCUGGCCUAGUAUUUCAGAGAGUGCGAAGGAUUUGGUCAGGAAGAUGCUAAAUCGUAAUCCCAGGAAGAGAUUGACUGCACAUGAAGCUCUAUGUCAUCCCUGGGUUUGUGUUGAUGGAGUUGCUCCGGACAAACCUCUGGAUUCUGCUGUCUUAACCAGAUUGAAACAGUUUUCUGCAAUGAAUAAACUAAAGAAGAUGGCCCUUAGGGUCAUUGCUGAGAAUUUGUCCGAAGACGAAAUUGCAGGAUUGAGAGAAAUGUUCAAAAUGCUGGACACUGACAAUAGUGGGCAGAUCACAUUGGAGGAACUAAAAAGUGGCUUGAAGAGAGUUGGUGCUAACUUAAAGGACUCAGAAAUUACAACACUAAUGGAGGCGGCAGAUAUUGAUAACAGUGGUUCCAUUGAUUAUGGGGAGUUUCUUGCUGCAACUUUGCAUCUGAACAAAGUCGAGCGAGAAGAUAAUCUCUUCGCAGCAUUCUCAUACUUUGAUAAAGACGGCAGUGGUUACAUUACUUAUGAUGAGCUACAAACAGCAUGUGAGGAGUUUGGUAUAGGAGAUGCACACCUAGAAGAUAUCAUCCGUGACAUUGAUCAAGACAAUGAUGGCCGGAUCGACUACAAUGAAUUUGUAACAAUGAUGCAGAAGGGAAAUAACCCACUAGGGAAAAAGGGUCGUGCACAUAUGAGCUUUGGUCUUAGGGAAGCAUUGAAGCUUGGCUAAAUGGCACGAUCAGUCCGCAGUGUAAAAUGCCAUUCAUCAUUAUGCGCCAACUAUAGCCGGUGAAAACAAGGAUCAAGAACUUGGGACUAUGGUAUCCUAGAUGGAGCGACACGGUCAGCUUCAAGGUUUUAUCAAGUGAGCACGUUGCAUGCAGGAAAACAAUGGCGGAUUUUUCCAGAGCUCAUCCUAAAAUACCAAAACGUCCUUAAUCCUCCACCAUGUAUAGGCAUUUUCAAGGAGGGACAGGAAUAGCGGAUGUGUUUUCCAUGACCUUUCUUUACCCGUUCUGAAGCUCAGCUGCAGGAUGCUCCUAGAGAAAGAAAUGCAUAUUCACAUCGUGCGGCAUUUCAGAAUGUAGAGCGAAGCUUAACAUGUUGCAUGCUCGAACAACGUGUGUGUGUUCUCUUUGUUAGAUAGAUCAAUAGAUGUGCAGUCCUUGUUAUAUAACAUACUAUGUUGUAAGAAUAGGCUGUACUGUGAGAAAUCUACAUCAAUUAAAUGAUUUUUUAGAGUACA
Setaria italica (foxtail millet) is the source of this 2356-nucleotide messenger RNA. Its product is annotated as calcium-dependent protein kinase 17. The transcript has 8 exons. Gene Ontology annotation, molecular function: ATP binding; calcium-dependent protein serine/threonine kinase activity; calmodulin binding. The record is from RefSeq and is a predicted model, not a curated record. Bases 119 to 1840 code for a protein of 573 amino acids. NCBI's taxonomy places the organism in Eukaryota, Viridiplantae, Streptophyta, Magnoliopsida, Poales, Poaceae. Gene Ontology annotation, cellular component: nucleus; cytoplasm. Gene Ontology annotation, biological process: peptidyl-serine phosphorylation; intracellular signal transduction; protein autophosphorylation.